Molecule: messenger RNA, 6222 nt
Organism: Lineus longissimus
Lineage: Eukaryota; Metazoa; Nemertea; Pilidiophora; Heteronemertea; Lineidae
Exons: 1
Coding region: 1-6222 (2073 amino acids)
Biological process (GO): DNA integration
Molecular function (GO): nucleic acid binding
Source: RefSeq, a predicted model, not a curated record
AUGUCUCAGCAAGUUAGAAAAUCGGGACGCACUAGAAGACCACCCGCCCAUUUGGCAGACUAUGAAUUGAACGCUGGCACAGAAGAAAAAGGGCGCACACAGAGGUCCUUAGACGCAAGUAGGCUGGCUGUAGAGAGAGAUGCCUUUAAGCAUUCGAUCGAGAGAGAUGUGGCCCGGACCACCGAGAUCAUUACAAAUGAGGGCCGACGGGCCAUAAUAGUCAGAAUAAGAGAGCGUAUGCUCCAAAAGUGGAGUGAAUGUGAAGCACUCGUCAAACACUCAUUGGCCGUGUGCCAGGAUCCGUCAGAGAUGCAGUCUCUCUCAGAUUGGCUGGGUUUGCUCAGAAUUAGAGUGGAAACUACUGAAGAUAAGAUCAUUGAUUAUCUUGAAUCCCGUAAAAAUGAUGAUCCAUCUAUUGCAGGUUCUUUCUCGGGUUUUAGUUCAGAGUUUACCUUCGACGAAGCCGUGGAAGAAGAAGAAGACGAAGAAGCCAACCUGGUGGUAGUGGACGACGAACCAGAGCGAGCAGCCGCUGAUCAAUCCCCGGAGAAUCCAGGUGAUAGGGACCAGCCGGCCGAACCUGUGGAAGACAGAGUCGAGGAAGCUGCAAUAGAUGGUCAACAAGUAGAGGUAAAACCAGAGUUAGUGGUCAGAGAACCUCUUGUUAACCCUGGACGUGUUCAGUUACCGGUUGAGAGACCUGAUGAUGUCCCAGGAGUAAGACCAGUAUCAGUGAUUGGUGAUCAGGUAAUCGGUAAACAGUCUGGUGAGAAACCACAACUCCCAGAUGAAGAGCCGCCAGCGAGGGAGGAUGAUCAGUUAUCAUUUAAGUCAAGAGAGGCUGAGAUUGAGGCUGUGGUGGCGGAGUUUCGAGUAAAACAGGAAAAGGUGCGUCAUUCUCAAGAGAGUCAAGUGUUAGAAAUGCAACGUUGGUUAGCUCUUGAGAGGCAACAAGAUGCCGCAGAUCGGUACGAGCUAAAAGCAAAGUUGUGGAAAAAAGCUGAAAGGUCAGAGCCUCAUGAUUUUGUAAAACCUGAAAAAUUACGUUUUAACUUGCCAUUGCAGAAGGAGCCUAAGAGAGAAACGUCUUUAGACCCAACCACACCUGUGGCGACCUCCACGCCGAAGAUAAUAGAUAAGUUGGCAACAAGAGGAGAGUCUCCGUUGCAAGGAGUGCUUAAGCGUCUAGAGGGUCGGCAGUUAGAUACGUCCCAUUCUUGGAAAGCUGUAAGUUCAUUGGAAAGCCCUGAUGAUAAGACGGGAAACUCUGGUGAGUUACAUAGGUUUUUUCAAGGCAUGGCCAAACCCAAGCUCCCGAAAUUUGCUGGUGAGGCAGAACAGUAUGAGGACUGGCGGGCUCAAUUUGAUAUUUUUGUACACCAAGCAAAGGUCCCAGCUAGACACAAGAUGAUGAUGUUGAAAAACGCUCUUACUGGGCGAGCUAAAUGCCUAGUAGAACGUCUAGGGUAUACAGAUCAACAAUAUCAAGUUGCAUUGUUGAAAUUACACCAGAGAUACGGCGGUCAUCGUCGAUUGUUACAACGCUAUCUUGAUGCCGUAACGAGCUUCCCAGCUAUCCGGGAAGAGAAUCUACCAAAGUUAGAAGAGUUAGCUAAUCGUCUUUGUGAUUUAGUUACCAAGUUAGCCGACUCUGAUAGAUUACAAGAAUUGUCUGGUGUCUCAACACUAUAUACCAUGGUGAUCCAGAAAAUCCCUGAUUCGCUCCUGAUAUUGUAUCAUAACUCUAGAUCCAGCAAAGAUGAGGAAGGAUUGGCAGCCUUUGCAGACUGGUUAGACAGACAAGUGAACCUUCGCCUGGAGUUAGUGGAGCUGAAGAAAACUGCUGCGACGUCAGGAAAGAGGGCUAGUGGGAAACAGCAGGCGUCAAGUCAUGUGACCUCCAACACAAGUGAGAAUGAGAAGCGUCCAACUUCCAAUCGAAAUAAGGCAAGAGCAAAAGCGACUUCAAAUGCUGUAGGAGCUACGUCAUCCGGUAAACCUAGAGUUUGUCCUAUUUGCCAGGCUGGACAUUCAGUUCCGUAUUGUAAGAAGUGGAAGCAAGCCACCCCUAAUGAACGAUGGAUGAUUGCUAAAGAAAAACGUUUAUGUUAUCGCUGCUUGGAGGACUCGCAUGUUGGCGCCUCCUGUCCGAUGCCUGUUAAACGAUGCUCAAUUGAUGAAUGCCCCAAGACCCAUCAUACCACUUUGCAUCCUCUCGUUAGAAAAUCAACCUUAGCUUCAACAUCGGUGACUACUGAUCUGCCCUCCAGCUCGAACACAGAGAGUUAUUUUGGGCUGUCGGAGGAUGGGGUGGUGAAGCCAACGCGGAUUGGGUUAAGAAUCAUUCCUGUUUUUGUCCAAGGAGAGGGCAACCGUAAGUUGCGUGUAAAUGCACUACUAGAUGAGGGUUCCGACAGCACCUAUAUACGAACAAGUAUUGCUGAAAAGCUAGAACUUCCAGUAGUUGGGAACAAGCUAACAAUUUCCACCUUGAUGAACCGCGGGAAGUCUGUAGAUAGUGGUCUUGCAGCCUUAUCCAUUGAAAGUCUAGACGGCAGCCUUAAACGACGGAUUGGUGCUAGAACCUUAGAUAAUUUCUGUAACAAUCUUUUCAUUCCUAAUUGGAACAGGUACCAGGCAGAAUGGGAUCAUCUACGUGAUAUCAAGUUCCCCAAGUGCUCAGAGCCUAAGAAGAUUGACCUUUUGAUUGGUGCGGACCAUCCCGAGCUUACUAUGUCGUUGGAGGAGGUGGUAGGUCUUCCUGGUGAUCCAAUCGCCCGUCGUACCCCUUUAGGAUGGACGUGCAUAGGAUCCCUUGGUCAACACUCAACGUGCCAGCAUUGUGCGUCUAACUUAGCUCAUCUGUACCAUGUUAACAGCUCUCCUGAUAUAGGCCAGUUGGAGGAAGACAUGCGACGAUUGUGGAAUCUGGAUGUUAAUACCCCAGUACCGUCCCAGUGCUUCAGCCCCGAGGAAAAGAUAGCCAUGGAGAAAGCUCGGAGUACCAGGCGUUAUGUAGGAGACCGGUAUGAGAUUGGCAUCCCAUGGAGAGAAGACGCACCGCAGUUACCUAACAACCGUUCCAUGGCUGAAAGACGAUUCUUCUCGCUUGAAAGAACCUUGGUGAAGAAGCCAGAACUGAUGACCCGCUACAAUGAGAUAAUGGAGCAGAAUCGCGAGAAGGGUUACAUCGAGACGUGUCCAGAAACCAACCCAGAAGCACCAUGCUGGUAUCUGCCCCACUUCCCCGUCAUACGAGAAGACAGAAGCAACACUAAGGUUAGAAUUGUCCUAGAUUCAGCUGCCAAAUACCAGAACUUGUCCCUGAACGACACCAUGUUAGCGGGCCCUAAACUCCAGCACGACAUAAUAGACAUUUUGGUUGGUUUCCGGAAAGGUGCAGUAGCUUUGGUCGGAGAUGUGCGUGAAAUGUUUCCCCAGGUAGUUUUACGCGAAGAGGACCGGAUGCUGCACAGGAUUUUAUUUAGGGAAUUAGGCAGUCAGAAGCCGUUACAAGAGUUAAGAGCUGCCCGUUUGACAUUCGGAGAUAGAGCUUCCCCCUUUUUGGCCCAGUUUUUUGUGCAUGCACAUGCUCAGGAGAACAAGGAGAAAUUUCCCCUCGCAGCAGCUUCAUGUAAAUCCUCCCUAUACAUGGACGAUGAUAUUGACUCGACUGGAAGUGUAUCCAGUGGGAUUGCCCUGAGAAUUGAGUUAACCCAGAUGUUCCAUGAAGCGGGGUUUGAGAUCAGGAAGUGGUGUAGUAACCACCUAGAUGUGUUAGAUGGUGUAGCAGAGGAGGACCGUGUAGCAGGUGUGAACUUUGAGACUGAAGAGCUGCCCUGUAUGAAGACAUUGGGAGUAAAGUGGGAUGCUGGUUCUGAUACCCUUGGGUUUGAGUACACUCCAGUGGAAGCUACAGUUGUCACCAAGCGCACUCUCCUUGGAAAGAUUGCCAGGCUUUUCGACCCACUCCAACUUCUUGCCCCGUUUGUAAUCAGAGCCAAGAUACUGCAGCAGGAGGCUUGGAUCCUAGGCUUAGGAUGGGAUGAGCGAUUCCCAAAGGCAUUGGAAGAGCAAGUGGAUCAGUGGAUCUCAGAGUUACCUCAAGUAUCAAGAUUUAGCGUCCCCCGUUGGUGUUUUGAACCAGGUUGCAGAGAUGUUCAACUUCAUGUCUUCGUCGAUGCUUCAACUAGAGCGUAUGCAGCAGCUGUAUACUUGAGGAGUGAGUAUGAUGACAGUCAAGUUUGUAUCCGCUUAGUAUUAGCCAAAGCCAGGGUAGCUCCUUUGAAGGUUAUCAGCAUUCCCAGAUUGGAGUUAAUGGCAGCAAUGUUAGGAUUACGAUUGGCACUAAGAGUAGUUGAGACAUUAAAGAUGGCCGUGAAGGAUGUAAUAUUUUGGUCUGACAGCCUCGAUGUAAUCCACUGGAUCCAUGGUCAAACCCGACAGUACAAGCCGUUCAUCGCCCACCGAGUCUCAGAGAUACAACAGAAAACGCUCCCGUCUCAAUGGCAUCAUGUCCCUGGAGAACAGAAUCCUGCCGAUUUAGCCACCCGAGGAAGCAGUAUGACCAGCAUGUCAGAUAAGAGUGUAUGGACAGAAGGCCCUCAGUUUCUGUAUGGGGGGAGAGACAGCUGGCCAUCGCUAGGACCCCAGGCAACAUUUGAUCGUCAGUUGACAGCCAAAGCCCAAGAAGAGGUCAAGAAAACAGAUAUUGCCUGUGCUCAUGUCACUGGAAGUACAGACCCGGUCAACAACACCAUCUUUGAGUCUACUCGUUUUUCUACCUGGUCGAAGACGGUGAGAGUAACAGCGUGGGUGUUACGUUGGCGACGUCUGGUGACAGGCAGAAAACCUGCGGCACCCAGUUUAGAAGCUGAUGAAGUUCGAGCUGCUGAGAUGUAUUGGGUACGACACCUUCAGAGUAUGUUAGAAACUACAGUAUCCUCUGUGAAAGCAGGAAAAACAGUGCUAAGUAUGAGGUCGUUGUCCCCUUUUUUAGAUGCUGAUGGUCUGUUGAGAGUUGGCGGUAGACUGAAUAGAUCAAAUUUGCCAUAUGACGCUAAACAUCCUCUUAUCAUUCCAGGAAAGAACCAUCUCUGUACCCUGCUGAUACGACACUUCCACAAUCAACACCGCCACUCGAAAGGGGUUAAUGCACUGUUAGCAGAGACACGUCAACGUUUUUGGAUCCUAAGAGGCCGAGAGGAGAUCAAGCGUUUCAAGAGGUCCUGCAUCAUAUGCAAAAUCAGGAAGAAGAGGGUAGGUGAACAGAUGAUGGCAGCACUGCCCGAUUACCGAGUUACAAUUCCAUUAAGAGCCUUUGCAAGGUGUGGGAUCGAUUACGCCGGACCAUUUGGAGUGAAGCUGACCCGCAACACCCGUGGAAAGAGGUACAUUUGCUUAUUUACAUGUUUGUGUUCACGUGCUGUACACCUAGAAGUUGCAUAUGGCUUGGAUACCCAGAGUUUUCUGAAUGCUUUCUCCAGAAUGACAGCGCGGCGUGGUGUCCCUCAAGAGGUAGUAUCCGAUAAUGGCAGUAAUUUUGUGGGAGCUGAGCGGUACCUGGGAGAACUGAUUUCCGAGAUGAGUGAGGUGAAGAUUUUGGAGAAGGCCUCCAGCCUUGGCAUUAAGUGGCGUUUUAACCCCCCGUUAGGCUCACACCAUGGAGGAGUGUUUGAGGCAAUGGUGAAGUGUGCUAAGCAGUCGUUGAAGGCAAUCUUGGGAGAGGCUCAGGUAACUGACGAGGAACUGUUAACUGCUGUGAUUGAGGUUGAAGGUCUGCUGAACUCCCGUCCUAUUGUGUAUUGUGGAAACGACCCAGAGGAUGAAGUCUUGACACCUAAUCAUUUCUUACAUGGCCAAGCUGGUGGUCAGUUGUCCCCUGAGAUUCCCGCUGAGAUCGCCUUCAACCCGCGUCUUCGAUGGCGCUUUGUCCAGGAUUUAGUCCAGAAAGUGUGGCGGCGUUGGAUGAAGGAAUAUGUGACACUCUUACAGCAACGUCAAAAAUGGCUGACUCCACAACGUAGCUUAGAGAUAGAUGACAUCGUUCUAGUGGUAGUUCAGACAAACCCAAAAGGUCGUUGGCCUCUUGGCCGUGUGAUGCAAGUUUACCCAGGCAGUGAUGGUCGGACCAGAGUCGUCGACGUGGAAACCGGUGGAAAGAUUCUGAAACGCCCCAUUACGAGAUUGUGUCCCCUAGCUAUGGACCAGAUAAGGGUCUAG